Molecule: messenger RNA, 2760 nt
Organism: Xenopus tropicalis (tropical clawed frog)
Lineage: Eukaryota; Metazoa; Chordata; Amphibia; Anura; Pipidae
Gene: arl4a
Product: ARF like GTPase 4A
Exons: 2
Coding region: 160-762 (200 amino acids)
Cellular component (GO): nucleolus; nucleus; plasma membrane
Molecular function (GO): GTP binding; GTPase activity
Source: RefSeq, marked provisional
GUACCCUGCGGAUAACACUGCAGCACGGCACGGACACGCACUGAAGGGCACCAAGCGGCUAGACUUGAGGUAUCUCAUUACACCAAGACCAACUGAGGAUUUUGUUGGCAUUUGGAUUUACUUUUACAUGUGUUGUGGCUGAUCAACUCACACUUAAAAAUGGGAAAUGGACUUUCAGAACAGACUCCUAUUCUCUCUGGCUUAUCUCCGUUUCAGGCUCUUCACAUUGCCAUUUUGGGCUUGGACUGUGCUGGCAAGACAACAGUGUUAUACAGGUUACAGUUUAAUGAAUUUGUAAAUACAGUUCCAACCAAAGGAUUUAAUGCUGAGAAAAUUAAAGUAUCACUUGGUAACUCCAAAACAGUGACUUUCCACUUUUGGGAUGUUGGUGGACAGGAGAAACUAAGGCCUCUUUGGAAAUCUUACACAAGGUGCACAGAUGGAAUUGUAUUUGUGGUGGACUCAGUGGACGCUGAAAGAAUGGAGGAAGCCAAAACCGAACUGCAUAAAAUUACCAAGAUCUCGGAAAACCAAGGAGUCCCUGUUUUAAUUGUUGCUAACAAGCAGGACUUGAGGAACUCCCUGACUCUCUCAGAAAUUGAGAAGUUACUGGCACUAAAUGAGUUUGGGUCAUCAACUCCAUGGCAUCUUCAGGCGACAUGUGCAAUCAUUGGAGAUGGACUGAGGGAGGGAAUAGAAAAGCUAUACGAAAUGAUCAUUAAGCGACGGAAAAUGCUCAGGCAACAGAAGAAGAAAAGAUGAACUAUCCUUUUUGUAGGCAUUGCUUUCUAGUAUGACAAGUAGUUCUGCUGUCAGAUUUUGCCAUACUCGGGUCUGUAUCAGAUGUCUGGGCAGCCUGGAGUGAUGCUGUUUAAGAUUCAUGCGCCUUUAUUUUCAGCUGGGCAGGCUUCUGUUGGAAGCUCUGCCAAUCCAGCAGCACAGUGUCUCUCAAGUUUUCGUAAACACCAGGAAACCUAAUGUACGUCAGAGGCUGAAAGGCAAUCUAGUCAUUGUGAGUGUAAACUGUGAAUGUGUGCAGGGUGUUGAAACAGCGGAGGGUGCCUUUUCGAGAAGAACUGCUUUUUUUAAGGAUGAACAAUCGGUGUGCGUUUGAAACAGUGCAAUUUGCAAGGGAGCCACACAGAGGCUGCAAGUUCAACUGUAGUGAAUGUGGCCACAAAUGUUACAAUUUUCAUACUCGAUUACAAAAUUCUUACGUUAGAAGAAUAUAGCCUCAUUAUGUUCAGCAUCCUUUUAAUAUGCUGUCACCUCACAGGGAGUGCUAGGCAUUUGUUUUCACUAUGUCCAAUUUAAUUGGUGGUUCAUUAAGCUACCUUCAGGCAAAAUUAUCUUUAGAGUUUCAACUGUUCCUUUUCAGGGUUGCAUUUAGGUUAAUCUUGUUCUCUGGAUUGCUGCAUUUAGAAUAUCUCUAAUUCAAUUAAAAGGUACCAUACACUAUCCCACACUUGACAAAGAAUAUGGUUUUGUUUAAUAGUGCUAUUCCAGAUGAGUCCCUUCUCUCACCCACCCCUCUUCCUGUAUUUUACUUAGAUUUAUUUUAAUUUUACACUUGAAUUACAUGGUGGAGCACUGUUAUUUUAUUCUCGGAGACUUAUUUUGAGGACCCUAUUUCUGUUUGGCCUAUUUCAGGGGUAUUUUUAUGAAUUUCAUAAAUGUAAUACGAAUAUAGCAGUAUUUUUUUUUUUUUUUAAUUUCAUUAAAACCUUUCUGCUCCCUGGAUUUAAUACUCUAAACUAAAGCCGUGCUAGUUUGUUGUAACUGCAGUAAGUGUAUGUAUGUGUUUCCUGAGAGAACACUACAGACAGGGUCGAUAGCUGACCCUUUAAUUAGUCACUGGCAUAGGAGCCUGCUAGGUUACUGAUUGUGGUCACCUAACAGUGAUAACAACUACCUCCCUUCUCUCGCAAUGGAGAGCACUUGGCAUAGUAGGUUCUUUUCACUUGGAAGUCGCAAUUCUUGUGAUAGAUGCUUCCAUGAGUGAUAACCAAAGUACUGACCAAGCAGCCCAGUGUGAUGUUUGCCCAGGACCCGCCAAGCAGCCCAAUGUGAUAUUUGCCCCGGACUGCAUAUUUGUAUCUACCUUUUGUGUAGUUGUACAUUCUGAAUGGAGCAAUGAGGCACUGUUUGCUUAUCUUGUAUGAUCUUUUCACUUUCCAGCAUAGAUUAAUACAUUCCCUUUUUAUUGGCUUACAAUUCCAGGGAUUUUUUUUAAAGAACAAUCCCCAUCUACUAAAGAUCUACUAGUUGUUGAAUGCUUGGAGUUAAGGACCAUAGAUGAAACUUUUUGGGUCAGUUAUACCCACCACAUAGGCAGUCCUGCCUUCUUGAAUUCUGACCGAAGCUACCCUAACAAGCACCUGUAGUUUCAGCAUUGAAUUUGACAACAGUGGGGAAUAUAAAAACUGGAAACCUUGUUUCCUACAGCCUGACCAUCUUUAAAGCAUCAGUCUAAAGCUACCUUUACCUUUUCCGCUAGUUUGUUUGCACAUCCAUUUUAUUAGCAUGUCUGCUGUCACAUUCAUUAUUUUUAUUAUCAAUGACAAACUGCACUUUACUGUUUUAUAAGAAUGAAUGGACAGCUGGGUAAGACACUGAUCAUUUUGGGUUUAUUUGAAUAGCUCCUAGCAGAGCAUCUUUAUGUGUAUUUCUAUGUAGCUGCAUUAGUGAUACAAGUCACUGGUUCAGAAAUGUCUAUUUAUAGAAAUGUGGAUAUUGUCCUCAGAUUCAAUAAACAAGUCU